AUGUCCCCCCCCAAAAAAUACUACAAAGUCGCCGUCCUAAUCUUCAAGGGCGUCGACCUCCUCGACUUCACCGGGCCCCUCGAGAUCCUCUCCCACGUCUCCCACAACCACAACCCCGACGACCCAGACCUCGCCUUCACCAUCGACAUCAUCGCCCGCGACUCCAUCGUGCGCGCCAAAAACGCCCUCUCCAUCAACGCCGAUCUCGUCAUCGCAGACCCCGCCACCACGCGCAAACUCCCCGAGUACGACAUCUUGGUAUGCCCCGGCGCCCCACCAUCUGUCAUAGACGGUCUGAUCGCUUCUUCACACGACCAUCGCGACACUCCUGAAGUGGACCUCAUUCGCAGGUUCGCUGCGCUCCCCCGGAAGGAGGAGGGUGUCCCCCGCGUGGUCUUCUCCAUCUGCACGGGGGCCUUUCUGGUUGCCAAGGCGGGGCUGCUCACUGAUGGUGUGGUGGUUACUACCCACCACCGCGCGCUGGAGUCCUUGGGCCGGCUCUGCGCUGAGGUAAACGACCCCGCUGCUGCGCCGCCUACUAUUAUCCACCGCCGAUACGUCGACCAGGAGGUUAGCUCGCUGGGCGUUCGUCUGCUGACGGCCGGGGGAAUCAGCAGUGGGCUGGAUGCCUCGCUUCAUCUGGUUUCUCGGUUGAUCUCGCCCGAUAUGGCACAGUUCGUGGCCCGCGUGAUGGAGUAUGAUGUGGAAUUAAGCGAGUGA
This is a messenger RNA of Aspergillus campestris IBT 28561, 720 nucleotides long. It is a transcript of the gene xanA, whose product is annotated as isonitrile hydratase-like protein xanA. Bases 1 to 720 code for a protein of 239 amino acids. The transcript has a single exon. Lineage: Eukaryota; Fungi; Ascomycota; Eurotiomycetes; Eurotiales; Aspergillaceae. The record is from RefSeq and is a predicted model, not a curated record.